AUGGAAGACGCUCUGAGAGACGCAGACGAGGCAGGGAAUGAUAAUGAUGCCGAUGGAGACGCCGAGGCCGAUCAAGAUGCGGAAAGCCCGUCGAAUACCAGCCACGCAUCCGAAGGGCCUGGUAUCGCAUCUCAAGCCAAUCCCGAUAUGCCAGUGACCUCCCCUGACUCCACAAACAUCAUUUCCGACUUGACCUCCGUCUUUCACCCUCCAGUUCGUCCGGAAUGUCUAACAGCAUCCACUUACGACAUAGUACCAACCACGGCCGCACCUCACAGUACAUCCAUAAAUGCAGUAACAGCGACAGCCGACAUGCGAUGGGUGUUUAGUGGAGGGUCUGAUGGAUAUGUGCGAAAGUUCAAUUGGGUGGAUUCGAUCAACAGCAAACUGAUGCUGACCGUGGCGCAACGACAUCCCUUCGUCGAUAGCGUAAUGAAGGCGGGCGUGUUGAUGACAUAUUGGGAGUGCAUGGAUGGCAAUGCAGUGUCACCAGUCUAUUCUCUAGCCAGCCAUAGCGAAGGCCUAUGGCUAUUAUCGGGGUUGGAGUCAGGCAGUAUCCGUCUGCAGUCAGUUCGUCAUGAUGAGGGAAAAGAGAUUGCUCUCCUGCAACAGCAUACUUCGGCCGUCUCGGUACUGCAACUCACCCCAGACGAGAAGUCCUUGCUAUCUGGUAGUUGGGACAAGCGAGUGUUUGACUGGGAUUUGAAUACUGGACAGACGCGGCGUGUCUUCGGUGCCAGCGCCGGGCAAAUUGCGGCGAUCGAGAUUCGGCCAGAAUCCACAAUCCCUGUUCCAAAAGAUACAUUAGAGCUACCUCAGACGAAUGGCACCUACUCAUCAAACUAUCAUGCCAGCGGAACUGACAGCUUCAAUUUCAUGGAUACAUCGAACGAUUUAGGUGAAGGUGGCGCUGCUGCAAACUUGCAGGCGGGAUCCCCAGCAGAUUCACUCUUUGGUGCCGCCGAUUCAUUAUUCGGAGAUGCAGAUGGCGGGGGUGGUGAAGGUGGGGGUGCAUCGGGAAACGCGUUUGGAAUAGACGAGGAUGAUGAGUUCGGCAAAGCUCUUGCCAACGGCAUUCUUCCGGAUGCUGAUGCCGAUGCAGAUGCACCCGGCGAGCCCGACGUGAUGGAUCAACAAAAUGGGACUACAGAGGGCAACGCAAGUGCAGACGCUACCAUGACGAACCCAAAGAGCGAAUCUCUGGACACUAGUAUAAAUGCUCCGUCGCAACCAGUGACGAACGGCCUACCACACGCGGAAGAAUUAAAGCCACCUUCACAGGCGCAGGAGUCUGCUGCAUCAACACAACAAGAGUCGAGUGUAGUAACAGACCACACAUUCCUUGCCGCAUCCAUCGACGGCACAAUCAGAGUAUGGGACAGACGGCAAGCAGACCCCAUUGCUCGGAUCACACCCUAUAACUCUCCACCUUGGUGCAUGAAUGCAUGCUGGUCUCCGGACGGGAAUUAUAUUUAUGCAGGGCGUCGAAAUGGAACUGUGGAGGAAUUCAGUCUCCAUAAAGGUUUACGAGAGCCUGAGAGGACCUUCAAAUUUCCCCAGGGCAGUGGACCGGUGACAGCGCUCAAAGCGAUGCCCAAUGGGCGACAUAUUGUCUGUGCGUCGCAUGAUAUUCUUCGAUUAUACGAUUUGAAACACGAACAAGUCAGCCGCCAUUCCACGGUACCUUUUCUCAUCAUCCCUGGGCACCGCACCGGGACUAUAUCACAACUGUAUAUUGAUCAGGCUUGUCGUUUUAUGAUCUCGACAAGUGGUAAUAGAGGCUGGGAAGGCAAUACCACCGAGGUUUUGCUAGGCUAUGAGAUCAACGUUCCUCGAUAA
Molecule: messenger RNA, 1839 nt
Organism: Aspergillus fumigatus Af293
Lineage: Eukaryota; Fungi; Ascomycota; Eurotiomycetes; Eurotiales; Aspergillaceae
Product: WD40 repeat domain-containing protein
Molecular function (GO): protein binding
Source: RefSeq, a predicted model, not a curated record